Molecule: messenger RNA, 1058 nt
Organism: Cydia fagiglandana
Lineage: Eukaryota; Metazoa; Arthropoda; Insecta; Lepidoptera; Tortricidae
Exons: 6
Coding region: 99-1058 (319 amino acids)
Molecular function (GO): 2-oxoglutarate-dependent dioxygenase activity
Source: RefSeq, a predicted model, not a curated record
AUGCGAAGCUACUGUUGCGUUGCGUCUAAAUCUAUUACCGCAGCUUAUAAAACCCUGCCGCCAACGGCUACUCUUUUCAGUCCAAACUCAACCGCAAGAUGAGUCAAACAAAACCGAAAACGUGUGAGAAGAAAGUAAAAACCGCGGAACUGAAACUGUUAAAAAUACUAAGCAGAACAAAUGCUUUAAAAUUAAACGAUUCGAAUAUCGCGUGCUUGGAAGUAAACAUGAAGAGAGAGCUUAACUUUUUAGCGGGAGUUUUGAAAUUUAGGGUUCUAUUUCCAGUAGCUAUUUUGUUUUUUGUGUCUGCUAUGUGGUGGGUUUAUACGGAACUAUCGUCAAAGAACUGCCUCAUUUCCUUACCGUCAUCAUCUAAAGCGCUCUUCCGCCCCCCUGAAGACUGCUCCAUGUGCGUCGGCGUUGAUGACGUCACGCGCGUCGCCAACAUCUCUGCGCAGGAGUUUGAGGAGCUGUAUGCGUACAACACAUUGCCGGUCAUAGUUACCGAUGCUACUAAGGAGUGGAAGGCUAUUAAAGAAUUCAACUUCAACUUCUUCCGCGACUUCUAUCGACAAGGCUCGCUGGGGCGGCAGACUGGCGAUUGCUCAUUCUUCGCCUACAACUCGGGGCUACGUUCGCUCAGCGAGGUGUUCGCUAUGGAUGAGCAACGAGCGAACUUAUCUGGAGAUCCUUGGUACGUCGGUUGGAGUACGUGCCUAGACGGCGAGACGCGAGCGCUACGCGAAUACUACUCGCGUCCCUACUUCCUCCCUCGAGCCGCCGAGAGCGACGCAACUGACUGGCUGUUCAUGGGCGGCCCUGGACAGGGCGCGCAUAUGCACGUGGAUUCAGUAAGGCACGUAUCAUGGCAGGCGCAGGUACGCGGGCACAAGCAAUGGCAGCUGGCUCCACCGCCCGAGUGCCUCUAUCAAUGCCGCUGGGUCACCUUUACCGUUAAUCCUGGGGAGAUAUUGGUGGUGGACACGAACCGCUGGUACCACCGCACCACCGUGUUGCCUGGAGACAUCAGCAUCACCAUCGGAGCCGAAUACGACUGA